GGCAGCAUAUCUACUGUGGAGAGACUAAAACCACAGAGUUCCUCAGAGAGUAAUUAGAGACAGGUUGAAUCCUGUUUAAUGAUAAUGAUGAGUUUUCAAGGAGAUACUGCUUCUCCAAGGACUCUGUAAUGCAACUGGAAAGAAAGGUUGCACCAACCAUUAAGCAUGGGAGUGAUAGGAAUGCGGCUGUACCCCCACUACUUCAGCUCCUGGUGGCCCUACGGUUCUAUGCAACUGGAUGUUUACAGAUGGUGGAUGGGGAACCGUCUGCAGGAAUGUAGUCAGAGUGUCCAGUGCUAUUGCCGGUCCGAAGAAGGAGGGGCUCCGCACAAAGAUGGACACUACACUGAUGAGCAUUAUUGCAGUGGCGGUUCUGUAUAACUUUGACAAGCGACAAGAAGACGAGUUAUCUGAAGAGGCUGAGGUGGACCUACCUGAGGAGAAUGAAGAAGAUGGCCAGGUGCAACAUGCUGCCAAUGCAAAUGGGAAUGUUGUGAGGAGAACCUUGAUUGAGAACCAUUUUGCAGCCUAAGGGUGGAACUGAAAGCACCAGAACACAAGACUGGGAACAAGACUGGAGGACACCAAAUUGCUUGGGAAAGCAUUGUUUUAAUAAAUAAUUGCUUGAAUAAAUAAACAGAUCAGCAUUCUUUACACAGUGGGCAUUUGAUUCCCUGAAGGAGUUUGUUUCUGAAUUUGCAGUAGCUCUUUUUGUAAAUUCAUGCCCUCAAUCUGCAGUAGAUUUUUCUCCCUCUCCUUCUCCAAAACAUCAAUAUGAGCUUGGUUCAUGUCAGUUCUGGGGUGUUUGAUUGGCCUGUCUGUUUUUUUUGCUGCUGGCGCAAGAUCCAGACACUGCUGUUUCUCCAUGGCACAGGAUGUCAGUUCAACUAAAGGAAAGAAAAUAAAGCAAUUUAACUAAUUAUUAGUAGACUAUUUACGUGCCCAUUUUGUACAUGCUGUAGCGGGCCUGAUAACUGUAACAUUGUAGUGAAGUAGCAUUAACAUUAGUUUUAAUGUGCGUUAUAGCCAUUGAUAUUUACUAGUUAUUUGUUCUCACUAAAUAUUGGUGGGUGGAGUUGUCCAUCGUCAUCAUAGGGGUUAAGGAGCGAGGAAAACUGAUGGGGAAUCAUCUCGCAUUACUUCUGGGAGAGAGGAUCAUUUCCUUUGGAUGAAGUCCCCCCUCCGGUCUGAAAUAGCCCCCGCCUCUCCUCUGCUGCAUUCUUUUUGGAUUUUGCUUUUACGUUUUUCCAGCGCACCUUCAUCUGAUUUGGGUCCCUCUCAUCUUUAAUCCGUGUCGAUCCAUUAAAUCUGUUGCAAAAAAUGGCCCGGAUGUCUUCCUUCUUUUUGACAGUCGUGUUGUCUUGUCUUUUAUCCUCCAGUCCAUUACUAAAUUCCUCCAUCAGCUUGGACAAGAGUUGAUUUUCAUAAGCGGAGAAAUAUGUACUUCUUUGACGUACCAUGAUCAGGUGGCUAGCUGACAAAUAAUAAAUGCCUAAUUAAGUAAUAACAAUAAUACUGUAGCGACCCGCACAGACAGCUGUGUGUUAUGUGCUAGGCUAGGAGGUGGUUGUGUUGUACUGACCAGUACCCGGUGUUCGCGGGGUCCGACAUGUCAAUCAACCUGCUAUCUGCCAAUCACGGGAAUGCCUGGAAUGUUCUGAUGCCGGGCAUCCUGGUGGUUGGCGGAGUGGCGUGGAGGGGGGUUGGGCAUUGGAAGUUAAGACCAGGUUCAGCCUUUGUUCUCUCUCUCUUACGUCUGGGCUUCACAAGAGGUCACGAUUGGCUUGUGGGUUAUCUGUCAUCUAUUUGGCGUGUGCUACGGCCCAAACAGUAGCCUGUGUAAAGUUGGUUCAAUAAACCGUCAAUUCGCAAACUCAAGCCUCUGUCUGGACAAUUGUUCAUUUAUGAUCUAGUCAGGUCAUUACAUUGGUGUCAGAAGUAAAAACGUUGAUACAAGUUAGCCAGCUAGCUAGCUGACUUAUGUGGCUAGCUACCGUAGGUGAGAACGGGGAUUGAAAAUGCUUCGAGGGAAUCCGAAAGUGAAGGUAGGGGACGAUUAUGGCCAAGGAGGUGCGUGUGAAUGGACGUGGGGGGUUCUGUCUGAGGAGAUCGCCAGGGCGUCGGAGCGCAGAGGCCGCUUGAGGGAGGACGUUAGAGUGAUGGUGGCUGAAGCGGGCAUGAGUGUUUCGUCGAGUGUAUUUCGCGCGGAUUCUGGUGGGCGGACCGAAGUGGCGACGUCGACGCGGCGUGACGAGGAAUCUGGGGCUCAGGAUGUAAACAAACAUGGCGGCGCCCAGUUCCCGGCUGCGUCCGUAUCUGUUAAGACCCCGAAGUAUUCCGGUAAGGCGGAUUGGGAAGCUUUUCAUGCUCAGUUUGAACUGUUAGCUCAUUUUAGGGGGUGGUCGGAUGAAGAAAGGGCACUGCAGUUGGCUUUAUGCCUCACGGAUGAAGCUCUGGCCUGUUUGAUAUUGAUUAGCCCCGAGGACAGGCAUGAUUAUGGUGCUCUAGUGGGAGCACUGAGGAGGCGCUAUGGACAGUGUGUACAGCCCGGGCUACUGCGCUCCGAACUGAGGAAUAGACGCAGGCAGCCUGGAGAGCCUCUACGGGUGCUAGCUAAUGACAUUGAGAGCCUCUCUCGGCGGGCAUAUGCUCACAUGCCCCCCUCCGUGCAGAGCGAGCUAGCACGGGACCAGUUCAUACAGGCGCUCUACCCUACGGAGCUGCGCAUACAGACCCAGCUGGCUCAUCCUGAGUCAUUGCAGACAGCCUUGGAGAUGGCUUUGGAGAGGGAGCUGGUGUGGGCUGGGGCUUCAGCUGGGGCUUUGGUGGGGGUGCAGGGAGACACACCCUCUGUGCGAGCUGGGGGGCAGAGCAGCCCGGAGCCGGAAAAGCCUGCUUGGGUGGCCGAAAUGACAGAACUCAUUCGGGCUGUGUCGCUACAGGCGGCACGAAACACAAGCCCUGGUCCCAGGGUCUGCUGGGGUUGUGGCCAGCCAGGCCAUCUGCGCCGAGAUUGCCCCAUGUCCCCCAGAGCUCAGGGAAACGGCUUGGGGUCCGCAUAGACUGGGUAGUGCGGACCCCUGGCUUUCUAUCCCAACCACCAUCAUCUUCAGGAGGAGCCCACCGGCACAGACGGGGAAGCAAGGCUCCACUUCCCCCAGAAGCAGACGAGGGCAAGCGGAGGGAGCCUGUUGUUGUGGUGGGCCGGACCUGUGUUGGGGACUUUUGUCAUGUCCCUGUCACUGUGGAGGGGGGUGCCCUGCUCCGCCCUGGUGGACACUGGGUCCACAGUAACCCUGGUGAGGCCAGAUAUUGUGCCAGGUUGGACUCAGUGUGAGCCUACAACUGUGCAGCUCCGCACAGUCACAGGUGAGCUGGCACCCAUGAAAGGGAAGGGAAUAAUGACUCUGACAGUAGGGGGCAGGACUGUGCGUCAUCCUGUGUGGGUGGCGGCUGUGCAGGACCCUUGUAUCCUGGGGUUGGACUUUCUUAGGAGCACAGGCUGCCAGUUAGACCUAAAUAGGGGCACACUGAGCUUCCAGGGAGGGACGGAAGUCACCAUGGCCCCCCUAAUGUCACAUUCACUCAACCCAACAAACCCUUUACUCCAACAGUUAAAGCAGCAGAGACU
Molecule: messenger RNA, 3631 nt
Organism: Oncorhynchus nerka (sockeye salmon)
Lineage: Eukaryota; Metazoa; Chordata; Actinopteri; Salmoniformes; Salmonidae
Exons: 2
Coding region: 2019-3062 (347 amino acids)
Molecular function (GO): nucleic acid binding; zinc ion binding
Source: RefSeq, a predicted model, not a curated record